This is a messenger RNA of Saxophila tyrrhenica, 1674 nucleotides long. RefSeq lists its product as uncharacterized. The record is from RefSeq and is a predicted model, not a curated record. Bases 1 to 1674 code for a protein of 557 amino acids. The transcript has 4 exons. Lineage: Eukaryota; Fungi; Ascomycota; Dothideomycetes; Mycosphaerellales; Extremaceae.
AUGUCCUCCGAUUGGAAGAAGACGGCCAAAGACAAGGCCGAAUCGGUCCUGAACCUCAUUCCGAAAGAAUGGCGUCUCGAGAAGAUCCCGUCUAUUGAGGAGCAACGCGAUGUCACAGGUUCCUACGUCCAGCAGUUCCUCUCCAGGCAAGAGAUCGAGAUCACCGAGACCGACGCUGUGGGCAUUGUCGCGCAUACGAGCAGCGGCACGUGGAAGAGCGUGGAUGUCGCGAAAGCUUUUUGCCAUCGUGCAGCCCUGGCGCACCAGUUGCUGAACUGCUUGCACGAGAUCUUCUUCGACCAGGCGAUCAAGGAUGCGGAAGAGCUGGAUCAGUACUAUGCGAAGCACAAGAAGCCCAUAGGGCCACUGCAUGGCUUGCCAGUCAGUCUGAAGGAUCAGUUCCAUGUCAAGGGCGUCGAGACUCAUAUGGGCUACGUGGGCUGGAUAGGCACUUUCCAAGGUAAGAAAGGGACAGGCAAAGAGAAGAAGUUUGAGAGUGAGAUGGUCAAAGAGCUGAGGCAGCUUGGGGCCAUCCUAUACGUCAAGACGAGUGUACCUCAUACCCUGAUGGCUGGCGAGACCGUCAACAAUAUCAUUGGAUAUACCAGAGGACCCAAAAACCGCAACUUGUCCUGUGGUGGAAGUUCUGGUGGAGAGGGUGCGUUGAUUGGGAUAAGAGGGAGUCCGGUUGGCUUUGGAACUGACAUCGGAGGGUCAAUUCGUAUCCCUGCUGCUUUCAACGGCCUCUUCGGAAUCAGACCUAGCUCCGGACGAAUGCCUUACGAAGGCAUGGCGAACAGUAUGGAUGGCCAGAAUAGUGUGCUCUCCGUGGUUGGACCUUUGGCGACAUCUCCCGACGGCUUGAAACUGGUUAUGCAGGCUCUAUUAAUGACCAAGCCAUGGCUGCACGACCCACUUGUGCAUGAGAUUCCCUGGCGGACAGAUGCGGAACUCGCUGUCUCUGACCCAGUCAGACGCUUCUCCAAGCCUUUGACCUUUGGUGUCCUCCGAAAUGAUGGAUCGUGUACACCUCAUCCACCCGUAGCUCGAGCAGUCGAGAAGGUGGUGCAAGUUCUGACUGAAAAGGGCCACACCAUGAUCGACUGGAAGCCAACACCAUCUCACGCAAAAGUGUGCGAGGUAUGCUACAAAUGCUGGGACUUCGACGGCGGCGCAGAUCUGAGAGACAGCUUCGCAUUAUCGGGGGAGGAUCAAGCGCCGCAAGCAAUGGUCACCGAUAAUGCUCAAGCGAAUGCUUCGGAUAUCAUGGCUGCCAAUAUCGAGAAGCGCGAGGUGCAGAAGGAUUAUAUGGAGUACUGGAACUCGACCUCCGACUUGACGGGUACUGGCGAGCCUGUCGACGCUGUUAUUGCUCCUUUGGCUCCCUUCGCGGCGGCGAGGGAGAACGGCUAUACGUAUUACGGUUACAGCGUCUGGGUGAACUUGUUGGAUUAUACUUCUGUUGUGCUGCCGGUCACCAAUGUCGAUAAGAAUGUCGAUAAAAAGUACAGCGACUUCAACGCGAUUAAUGAGACGGAUCAGAAGACUCAAGACACUUAUGAUCCAGAUGUCUACGAUGGCGCGCAUGUCAGCAUCCAACUGGUUGGCCGACGGCUACAGGAAGAGAAGAUGAUUGCUUUGGCGAAAUACGUUGAAGAGGCUCUGAAAGCUUGA